UCCUGCGGCCAGAUCCACGCAUCACUCCGCACUCGAGGUGCCAAACUGCGGCUGUGAUACAACUCCGGGUCGGUGGAAGUGUGGAAGCUUGACAGUUUCUUAAAAAGGGGGGACUCUGGUGAUUUAGACGCCCCCUUCAUCCACUUCUUUCUGGGGAUUUUUUUGUGUCCUGCCUCUUGCUUCUUGCAGUUGUGUGACUUUGGCUUUGAGAGAGAUUUACAGUAUAAGCCGUUUUCCGGACCAUGUCUUUCCCUCAGCUGGGAUACCCCCAGUUUCUCAGUGCCUCCCAUGAGAUGUACGAGCGGCCAGCCUCUGCCCGGGAAGGAGGCACUGAAGGCGGCUUGAGCUCAUCCGCAACCGCCGCGGCUGUCGGCUCCAUGCUGGGGAUGUACGGAAGUCCAUGGGCGGCUCACAACUACAGUGCCUUCCUGCCGUACAGCGGAGCCUCAGACCUCGCCCUCAUAUCCCAGAUGGGCUCCCAGUAUGAGCUGAAGGACAGCCAGGGCUCCCACCCGGCCUCUCUACCUGUCCACGCCGCUCAGGGCUUCUACCCAUACGGCCAAUACCCGUACGGGGACCCGUCGAGGGCCAAGACGGCCACCAGGGAGACCACCAGCACCCUGAAGGCCUGGCUGGGGGAGCACCAGAAGAACCCCUACCCCACAAAGGGAGAGAAGAUAAUGCUCGCCAUCAUCACCCGGAUGACACUCACACAGGUAUCGACGUGGUUCGCUAACGCCCGCAGACGCCUGAAGAAGGAGAACAAGGUGACCUGGGGCCGCAGCGCAGAGGACAGGGACGGCCGCAUCUUCAGCAGCGACAACGAGGACGAUAUCGGAAAGAACGGCAGCGACGACGAAGACGAAGAGGAAGAGAUUGAUUUGGAAACUGUCGACAUCGAGAGACCCGAGGUGGAGCAGGGGAAGGGAGGAGAGGGGAAGGGAGGAGAGGGAGAGGAACAGGGGGAGGCGGGCCUGGCCGACAGAGAGCUGCAGGCCUCAGAGCCGAAGAGCUCCGAGAGCAGCAGGACGCUUUCAGUGGACGCGGACAUUUCUCUCAACAGAUCGCCUGUUGUCAAAGUUGUGGAUCGUUCUCCCAGCAGACAGGAGUGCCAGAGACCCCCGCAGAGCAAACCCAAAAUAUGGUCCCUGGCUGAGACCGCCACGGCCCCGGACAGCUCUCACAGACCUUCCACCCAUGCGCACCACCCGGCUUUGGCCUCCCCCGGACACCCGGCCUUACUCCCGGGUCAUGGGAUUUACACAUGCCAGAUUGGCAAACUUCACAACUGGGCCAACGCAGCUUUUCUGAACGCCAACUCUAUUUUGAACAUGAGGUCGCUCCUCGGAGGUUCGCCGGCCGGACACCUACCUCUCCACGGAGCGGUUCCCGUUGCGCGUCAUGACACACGGCCUGCUGCGGCGACGGGGCCCGGAACUUCGGGGACGGAAGAGGACAGUGAUGUGGAGUCGUCGGGGAGCUUCAGUCCAAAAAUAGAUGAGAGUGACCACAGGCCCGAUUCUCUGAAGUCCCCUUUCCAGCUGAUCACUGACAGACCUCACCAUGGGACAGCACAGCAGCGAGUUCUGACGACGACAUUAUGAGAAGAUAAAGAAAGAAAAGAAAGGAAUAAUUUUAUUUAACGGAGAACAGUUUAAAUGAAGGCUAUUUUUUGAACAGUGCGACCUGUUAUAGUAUUACUGUUUAGCUUCGACUUGCAAAAAGAGAUGGUUGUUUUUUUUGUCACAGAUUUGCUUGUAUCUCUCUCUUCUGUCUGUCUUCGCCUCUUCUGUUGUGAAUGGAAACCUUGAAAUAUUGUAAAUACAGGAUAUGAAUUUGUCUUUAAAGAAUAUAUUUUUUGGGAACUAAAUAAAUGUCAUUAUAGUCAUUUUA
Gymnodraco acuticeps is the source of this 1893-nucleotide messenger RNA. RefSeq names its product iroquois homeobox 1b (gene irx1b). Gene Ontology annotation, molecular function: RNA polymerase II cis-regulatory region sequence-specific DNA binding; DNA-binding transcription factor activity, RNA polymerase II-specific. Gene Ontology annotation, cellular component: nucleus. NCBI's taxonomy places the organism in Eukaryota, Metazoa, Chordata, Actinopteri, Perciformes, Bathydraconidae. The transcript is spliced from 5 exons. Gene Ontology annotation, biological process: neuron differentiation; regulation of transcription by RNA polymerase II; cell development. Bases 243 to 1604 code for a protein of 453 amino acids. The record is from RefSeq and is a predicted model, not a curated record.